AUGUGGGAGAGAAAGGGCAGAACCAUGAGCCCCAGCGGCAGCAGGCGGAGCAGGAGAAGGAGGAGCGCAGCCUCCUGGGCCGUGCCGUCCACGUCGGUCGCGCCCGGAGAGGCCACCGGCGCAGCGCAGUCGGUCCAGCCGGGCUGCCAGCGCCUGAGCAUCAAGGGCAACGUGUACAACAGCAAGGACGAGCUCAUCGUCGGCGUGCUGGGUAUGCUGGACCAGCUGGGCGGCAGCGAGGAGGAGGCGCGCAGGGCGCGGUGGCUCCUCGCCGACCUGGCCGAGCGCCACCCGAGGUUUGCGGCCUCGGGCGGCCUCCCGGCGCCGCUGGAGGCCGUGGGCGUGAGGCAAGCAGGGCCCGGGGAGGACGCGCGCGGCCGGCUGCUGAUCCAGAGGCAUCGACGGCCUCGGCCUGGCAGCGCCGCCCUUCGGGUGGCGGCCCGGCGGCCCCUGACGCUCGCCGGCCUCGACGAGGUGGCCGUGCGGUGGCAGGAGUGCGUGCAGGCCGCGUGGCCCGAGGGACCCUUUGUUCUGCCGCCCGUCACGGAGCCAGCGGCGCCCCCGGCGGAUGCGUACCCAGACGUGCCUGCCUACGACAGCGAUUGCCAAGGUGGCCCGAAGGAGUGGAACGAGAGGGACGCCGAGGCGGCCCCUGGAGGCCGAUACCGGGGAAAGACCGUCGCGUCGGACGCCCCGGGGUUGCGUGGCCCCGCCCGCCCAUCCCCGGGCCAUUGGGGGAAGAAGACGCGGGGCAUCUUCGAGUCGCUGCCGACCGCGGCCGCCGCAAACAUCGACUGCCUCCUGCAGUUCCUCCACGUGCGCGUGGACGACGAGGACCAGCCCCUGCUGUCGCGGCUCGGGCGCCCGGACAGGCACGAGGACGGAUGGUUCCGGCUGCACUGGCUCCAGAUGAGCCUGGACGAGAUGGACAGGCUGAAGAGCGAGGGCUGGUGCCGGGCGUGGCACGGCUGUAAAUUGGAAUCCUUGAACUCCAUCAUACAAAACGGGCAGCUCCUCGAGAGCCGAGACGAGGGUUUCGGCGAAAGGCUCCUGACGGGUAUGCCUGGAGUCUACGCGCACAGGGACGGGCUGAGCCAGAAGGCGGAGAACUACCUCCGGUUCGCGCCCCUCUGCGGCGACGGCGUCUUCUGGGCCGCCAAGUGGGAGCUGCUGGUCAACCGUGCGGAGGCCGUGCCCAAAAGGGUCAAGACCGAUCAGUGGGUGCACCCGUCCAAGUCCGUGCGGCUCGUGGCCCUGUGGCUCUGCGGCCGCACGGCCGCGGAGAUGAACGACGGCGAUGCCGUCGCCAGGCGCUGGGACCCCAAGAUGGAGGCGGACCCGCUGGCUUUCGGCCUGAGGGCCAGGGUUGGCCCUCAGGCGGCCAGCCCUCCGCCGGCCAUCACCAACGGCGACGGCGCCGCGGACAGGUGCCCCAGGAAGGCGGGGGCACCCCUGCUGCUCCAGGACAGGCACGCGAGGGCCCUCCUCAAGUUCAAGCUCAGGACGUCCAUGGCUGUCAGGAAGGGCGCGGCGCAGGUACUGCGAGUGGGGGACCUCGCGGGCGGCCUGCCUGGACAGAAAGUCGACGGCUCGAUUGCCGUGCCAAGCCCAGGCUGGGCAGCCUAG
Prorocentrum cordatum is the source of this 1626-nucleotide messenger RNA. The record is from the annotation of a GenBank genome assembly. NCBI's taxonomy places the organism in Eukaryota, Dinophyceae, Prorocentrales, Prorocentraceae.